AUGGUCGGGUUUGGAAGAAAAACGAUCCAGGCGCAGGGCCCGUCGGCGGUUGAGACGGGAGCCGCGUCCGACCCCAUCAUCACUCGUCUUGCGAAAGAAGAUAAGGUGCCAUGGUACAAGAAGCCUAAUCUCAGGGCACUCUAUUUCCUGCUCUUCCCGACAUGUAUGGGAAUCGAGAUGACAUCAGGUUUUGAUUCCCAGAUGAUCAAUGCCCUACAGAUAGUCCCUUCGUGGGAUGCAUUUUUUGGACACCCAACCGGGUCAUUGAAGGGCAUCAUUUCGGCAGCCUACUCGCUUGGUGCCAUUCUUUCUCUGCCCCUCGUCCCGAUUGUGAACGACCGCCUUGGAAGACGGUGGUCCAUCUUCUUGGGUUCCUGGGUCAUGGUGAUAGGUGCCAUAAUCCAGGGUUUCUCUGUCAACGCGCCGAUGUACAUCAUUGCUCGUAUCAUUCUCGGUUUCGGUAUCCCGACCUGUAUCGUCAGCGCCUCUGCAUUGAUUGGAGAGCUUGCUUAUCCGAGAGAGCGGCCGGUUAUGACCUCGCUGUUCAAUGUGGCCUAUUUUCCCGGCCAGAUAUUGGCCGCGGCGAUUUGCUUUGGGACUAACAACAUCCCAAGCGACUGGAGUUGGCGAAUUCCCAGUCUCCUUCAAAUGGCACCGUCUCUGCUGCAAAUUGCGCUCAUUUUUUUCAUCCCGGAAAGCCCACGGUGGCUCAUUACAAAGGACCGAAGCGAAGAAGCUUUCAACAUAUUGGCCAAGUAUCACGCAGAAGGCGACCACGAGGCUGAGUUUGUCAAGGCCGAGAUAGCGCAGAUUCAAGCCACCAUCCACAUCGAGCUCGAAGCCUCCAAGAGAUCAUGGAUGGAUCUGCUGGCGACCGCGGGUAUGCGUCGACGAACCUUGAUCAGCUGCAUGCUGGGCUUGUUCACACAGUGGUCUGGCAACACCCUGAUCUCUUACUAUCUUGGCGACCUUCUUUCCAUGAUUGGCAAGAAGGACCCUAUCUUCAAGCAACAGAUUAAUGUCUCAAUCGCCUGCUGGAGUUUGGUCUGCGGGUCAGUCGCUGCAUUCUGCGUUACCCGCUUCAAGCGAAGGGCAAUGUAUCUUGUGUGCACUGUAAGUCUGUUAAUCGUGUACAUCUCCUGGACAAUCAGCAUGGAGAGAGCCAUGAAAGCCUUGGAGGACAAAGUACCCAACUCCGCAGCUAGUGGGGCAACUCUCUUCUUCAUAUACGCGUACACGCCAUGUUAUAACAUCGGAUACAACGCGUUGACGUACACUUAUCUUGUCGAGCUUUGGCCAUACAUGGAACGCUCCCGUGGCAUUGCUUUCUUCCAACUCUUCGGGCGGUUAUCUGGCUUCUUCACCACGUUUGUCAACCCCAUUGGCUUGCAGAAUGUUGGAUGGAAAUACCUCAUCUCCUAUUGUUGCUUCCUGGCAUUUGAGAUCUGUUUCGUGUAUUUCUUCUUCCCUGAGACGUUCGGAAGAACGCUGGAGGAGCUGGCCUUCUUGUUCGAAGAUAAGGCACUGGCCGACGAAGCUGUGCAUGCCGUCGAGAAGUCUAUUGCACACCAUGAGGAGAAGGGCAAGGACACCGUACCGACUCAAACAAAGGAGGUCUAA
Messenger RNA from Neoarthrinium moseri, 1620 nucleotides. RefSeq lists its product as uncharacterized. Gene Ontology annotation, molecular function: carbohydrate:proton symporter activity. The transcript has 7 exons. Lineage: Eukaryota; Fungi; Ascomycota; Sordariomycetes; Amphisphaeriales; Apiosporaceae. The record is from RefSeq and is a predicted model, not a curated record. The coding region runs from base 1 to 1620 and encodes 539 amino acids. Gene Ontology annotation, biological process: carbohydrate transport; transmembrane transport. Gene Ontology annotation, cellular component: membrane.